AUGGCCUCCAUCGCCGCGCCAAGCCUGCCCGGCAACGCUGCUAUCGCCGAAGCCAAUGAGGCGUUCCCCAGCCUUUGUUUACAUGACGAGCAGGAGCACAAGCGCCAGGGGCAGCAAGAACGACCCGUCCAGCACACAGCGCCGUAUCACCAACCCUACGAAACCGGCGAAAUCGAAGCUGCCCAGCCAGACCAAUUCAACUCAGUCGACACAACGCACACGUACCCCGACCAUCAGGAUCAGCAUUACCAGCAUUACCAGCAUUAUCAGGUGCCGCUUGCCCAACACCCCUCCAUCCCGUCCAAGCCCAACGACCUCGUCAACCGUCCGUCGUCCGUGUCGCUCGUCUCGGCGGUCUCGACCUUUUCCGCCGCCUCCUUCUCGACCGACGCGGCCGUUCCUGUCCACGUCGACGCCGACUUUGAUCCCCGACGUGCCUCGAUCAUCAGUGCCGCCUCGUCGCUCUCGUCGCUCUCGUCACUCGCCCCGUCCGCGUCUCCGCCGCUCCCCUCGACUGCCGCCGUACCGAGCAUCCAGACCGCACCCCAGCACCAGCGUCCGCUGACGCGAAGCCGCCGCAACGCCAAGCAGCUGCAUGCCGCCAGGGUCCAACGAUCCGCGAGCGUGGCCCUGAACGAGCCCAGCAGCGACAGCAGUGCCUCCAAAGAGCAGGACAGCGACAGCCUCGCCCGCAGAGACACCAACGGCAGCCGCGAAGCCAAAGACUGGGACUGGACCAGCCGUCGAGUCAGCAACACAAGCCCGUCGCCCGCCGACGACGACAAGGAGCAGCAGCAGCAAGGAGGAGGCCUCGCCAGAAUGGCCUACGCAGAGCAGCAGCGGUGGAUCAAGGUCCAGGAGAAGACGUUUACAAAAUGGCUCAACACGAAGCUGCAGGAGCGCGACCUCGAGGUCAAGGACCUGGUCGCUGAUCUGAGCGACGGCGUCUUGCUCAUCCACCUGCUCGAGUGCCUGUCGAACGAGUCGCUCGGCCGCUACGCCGCCAAGCCCAAGCUGCGCGUCCAGCGCUUUGAGAACGCCAACCUGUCGCUCAACUUUAUCAAGUCGCGCGGCAUCCAGAUGACCAACAUUGGCGCCGAAGACGUCGUCGACGGCAACCGCAAGAUCAUCCUGGGCCUCAUCUGGACGCUGAUUCUGCGCUUCACCAUCAGCGACAUCCACGAGGAGGGCAUGACGGCCAAGGAGGGCCUGCUGCUGUGGUGCCAGCGCAAGACGGCGUGCUACGACGAGGUCGACGUGCGCGACUUCAGCGCCAGCUGGAACGACGGCCUUGCCUUUUGCGCCCUCCUCGACAUCCACCGCCCGGACCUCAUCGACUACGACGCCCUCGACAAGAACGACCGCCGCGGCAACAUGCAGCUGGCCUUUGACCUGGCGCACCGCGAGAUCGGCAUCCCCAAGCUGCUCGACGUCGAGGACGUCUGCGACGUGGCCAAGCCCGACGACCGCAGUCUGAUGACCUACAUUGCCUACUGGUUCCACGCCUUUUCGCAGAUGGAAAAGGUCGAGAACGCCGGCCGCCGCGUCGAAAAGUUUGUCAACAACAUGCAGGGCGCCUGGGAGAUGCAGAGCGCCUACGAGCGCCGCGUGGCCGAGCUGCUGCGCCAGAUCCGCGCCCAGGUCGGCGCGUGGCGCGACGCCACCUUUGCCGGCACCUAUGCCGACGCCAAGGCCCAGGCCGCCGCCUUUGCCUCGUACAAGCGCGGCCGGAAGCGCGAGUGGGUCGCCGAGAAGAGCGAGCUGGCCACACUGCUGGGCAACAUCAAGACCAAGCUCGGCACCUACCGCCUGCGGCCCUACGAGCCGCCCACCGACCUGCGCCUCGAGGUCAUGGACCGCGAGUGGGCGGCGCUGGCCACGUCCGAGAUGAGCCGCGGCCAGCUGAUCAACGAGACCAUCCGCGACAUCAAGAACAACCUGCGCAAGUCCUUUGCCGACAAGGCCAACGACUUCGCCCUCGCCCUCAACACGGUCCAGCUGGCCAUUUCCGGCCUCGAGGGCGACGUGGAGGACCAGCUGCACCACGUGCGCAAGCUGUCCCAGAACCUGCCGCCCCUCGAAAAGUACCUGGCCACCAUUGCCGCCGUCGACGCCCAGUGCCAGGAGGCCAACAUUGAAGAGAACGACUUCACCACGUACACGUACGACGAGCUGACCUACGAGCUGGGGCUGGUCAAGGCCAGCGUGUCCAAGAAGCUGGCCUUCCUCGAGAACCAGAUGGUCGCCCGCAGCAUGACCAACCUCACGCCCAUCCAGCUCGAGGAGUUUGAGUCGGUGUUCCGCCACUUUGACCGCGACGACAGCAACGCCCUGCAGGAGCUCGAGUUCUCCGCCGCCCUGGCCUCGCUCGGCCUGGUCUUUUCCGAGGACGAGAUGCACGAGUACUUUGUCGACGCCGCCAGCACCACCACCGGCAACGGCUCCAUCACCAUCCACAAGGACCGCGUGUCGUUUGAGCAGUUUAUCCGCUUCAUGGUCGACGUCACCGAAGACCAAAACACCGCCGAGCAGGUGUUCCAGUCCUUCCGCGAGGUCGCCGACGGCAAGCCCUACGUCACCGAAAUGGACCUGCGCCACUCGCUGGUGCCGGACGAGGUCAUUGACAAGCUCGUGACCAUGAUGCCGAGGCACGCCGGGCCCGACCUGGCCGAGGACCGGGGCACGCCGCAGUACGACUACAUUACCUUUAUGGACAAAAUGAUGGGCGACCUGGAGCCCUCCGGCGCCUCCUCCUCACCACAAAUACCACAGACCCAGCCGCAGCCCGCCUCGGCAACGCCCUCACAAGCAUCUACGUUUUCGUCGGCGUCAUCGUCGUCACAGCAACAGUACAAGCACAACUCGACCUCGUCGUCCGUCUCGUCGUCCUCCUCCUACUCACUGCCCCCGGCCGGCAGCCAAAGCCCAAAGAAGCCGGUGCACUAG
Molecule: messenger RNA, 2946 nt
Organism: Sporothrix schenckii 1099-18
Lineage: Eukaryota; Fungi; Ascomycota; Sordariomycetes; Ophiostomatales; Ophiostomataceae
Exons: 1
Coding region: 1-2946 (981 amino acids)
Biological process (GO): actin cytoskeleton organization; actin filament bundle assembly
Cellular component (GO): cell junction; plasma membrane; cell projection
Molecular function (GO): actin lateral binding; calcium ion binding
Source: RefSeq, a predicted model, not a curated record